Molecule: messenger RNA, 1306 nt
Organism: Hymenoscyphus albidus
Lineage: Eukaryota; Fungi; Ascomycota; Leotiomycetes; Helotiales; Helotiaceae
Source: the annotation of a GenBank genome assembly
UUCAAAAAUAAAGAUGGGAGAGUAAGAGCAACGAUGAUACCUGUACACAGUGGCGCUUACGAGAAUUAUACUCUGUGGUGAUAUCGGUCCUACGCAGCCAACAUAGCUCGUGAUCAUACAACAAUGACUCAUACGAGUAUACGACCAAAAAUAACGUGAGGAAAGUAGAUCUUCAACAACUAGUUGACGUAAAUCUGACGGAUCUUAUAAGUCAAAGAGACGGUCAGUUUGAGAAUCUGGAGGAUUCACAGGAACUGCCCUAAUUGUGGAUAGAAUGUGGAUUGAGGCUUCCAGAAGACCCUCAAAACCCCCACAAGAGAUCUAGAUAGAGUGGUCAACAAAGCCGCCAAGCACUCGGUUCGUAGGCCGGACGAUGAGAUCUGAGAACCAAUCGCUCUCUCCUUCAAGGUCGUUUAAGGUUCAGCCCUAGGAGAGAAUAGGCCCGGAAAACGCUACGCCACUCGAUAUAUGAAGAAUUAUAAGUAUGAAUAGAGAAUCACUCCCACAGGAUCAUAACACGACAACCAUCAGCACUCGUUCAAGCAAGUUCUCGAAAGCCACUUUCCUUAUUCUCAUCUUUUCGCAGCUCAACAUGCACUACAUCUUUAUGCCAGCCACACCUCUUUGGAUGAUCACCGAGGACUUGCUCAAAAGCCUCUACAGAGCACGACUAACGAGGAACGGAGUGCAUUACACUAUGAAAAACCCACAAUAUCCUUAUCCCCCAGGCUUCUACGCACAUGAAAGGUAAAUCAUACUACUCGCCAAAAAGACUUGAGGCUUUUGUAUUAACAUAACAAAACAGAUAUUCUCAAAUCAGACAACACAACGAUGAAAUUCGAAACGUCAAAGUACUUCCUGCGCCUCCUGAGAGAACUGAGGAGGCAUGGCCUUUGAGAGACGAGAGUGAAAGCGAGGAGAGACCAACACUACCAGAAGAAAUCAAACAGGCUGCUUGGGAGGCUUGCGGACAAAUUUUGUUUUCUGGUAUUGAGGCGAGGUCGAGGAGGAACUCGAAAAACAGGAGGUCCGACAACGGGGAAGCUGCUCAUGGCAACUUCAUUUGAGCAUGGACUAGACCGGGUGGCUGGUUGAUUGGUUGAUCAAUCGGACGGAAAAAUGGACAUUUCGGAGUUUUCUGGAGUUGGAAUACCCUUUUUUGUGUUUUUUUACUUUUUGUGGAAAGCCCUUGGGGUUGAAAGUUUUCAGAGAUUGAGAUAAUAUUGAAGAGUUUGGAAGCUUUUGAAAAGUUGUAGGCCUGUCUUUAUAAUUCUGUAAUCACGAUAAAUGAUAAUGUUUGAUCGAG